CAAAUAACCGUUGACAUUGUUUGACAGAAAUUAGUACGGUAUUUAUUUUAAAGAAGAUAACUGCCUCACUAUGAACAACGCGGAUUAUUAUCUUCGACAUCACACAGUUGAAAGGUUAACCCACCAGACCAACAAAAAGAAAACAACACAGAUAGUACCCAAAGCCUGCCUCAGAUUUAUCCUAUUUUCCAGCUUUUAUUUUAGGAGUUGAAAGUAGCUCGUUCAGGGAGCUCCAUCACUGAGCUGAAGAGGAAGAAGACAGGAACAUUUGGUAGAAGAGGAGGAAGAAGGAACCAUGGGUGUGCAAAAGGAAGACGUGGAAAAGUUCCUCAAGGGGAACCCUGCUUUUGCUAAACAGUACUUUGCCAAGAAGAUGAGCCCUGCCUCCAUUUCAAAGGCGUCAGGACUCCCAGACAAACAGAUCGACUUCAGCCAGUUCCAGGAGCUCACUCAGGUCGAAGAAAGCCAAAUCAUGUAUGGCCUGAUCAAAGACAUGCAGGAGAACAUCAACGUGGAAAAGGUGGUCUUCAAGAUCCUAAAGAGAAUCAGUGCACUCAUCCACGCCGACCGGUGCAGCUUGUUCAUGUACCGGCAACGGAACGGCAUCGGAGAGCUCGCCACAAGGCUCUUCAAUGUCAACACAGAGGCAGAGUUUGAUGACUGUGUGGUGCCACCGGACUCUGAGAUCGUCUAUCCGCUGGACAUGGGAAUAGUCGGCCACGUGGCCCUGACCAAGAAAACUGUUAACGUGAAAGAUGUCUCAGAGAGCCAGCACUUCAGCUCAUUCGUCGACGAUCUCACAGAAUACAAGACCCAGAACAUUAUGGCUACCCCCAUCCUCAACGGCAAAGACUUGGUGGCUGUGAUCAUGGCUCUAAACAAGACCACAGGACCACAUUUCACUGCUGAGGAUGAAGAUCUUUUUUUAAAGUAUCUGAAAAUUGCCACUUUGAACUUGAAGAUCUACCACCUGAGCUACCUCCACAGCUGUGAGACCCGUAAAGGACAGCUGCUGCUAUGGUCUGCCAACAAGGUAUUUGAAGAGCUGACAGACAUUGAGCGACAGUUUCACAAAGCCUUGUACACAGUCCGAGCCUACCUCAACUGUGACCGCUACUCUGUUGGUUUACUGGACAUGACAAAGGAGAAGGAGUUCUUUGAUAUUUGGCCAGUGUUGAUGGGAGAGCAGGCACCCUACUCUGGCCCUGUCACUCCUGAUGGCAGGGAGAUAAUUUUCUACAAAGUGAUUGACUAUAUACUACAUGGAAAAGAAGACAUCAAAGUAAUACCCAAUCCGACUCCAGAUCAUUGGGCCUUGAGUAGCGGCCUGCCUACUUAUGUUGCUGAGAGUGGUUUUAUUUGUAACAUCAUGAAUACAGCUGCUGACGAGAUGUUCAAGUUUCAGACUGAGCCACUCGACAGCAGUGGUUGGACAAUAAAAAAUGUUCUCUCGCUGCCAAUUGUCAACAAAAAAGAAGAGAUAGUCGGUGUGGCCACUUUUUACAACAGAAAAGACGGAAAGCCUUUCGAUGAUCAGGAUGAGCAGCUCAUGGAGGCUUUGACCCAGUUCCUGGGCUGGUCUGUUUUGAACACGGACACUUACGAUAAGAUGAACAAGCUGGAGAAUCGUAAAGACAUCGCUCAGGAUAUGGUGCUCUACCAUAUCAAAUGUCGGGACGAUGAGAUUCAGAAUGUCCUGAACACCAGAGAUGUCUAUGGCCGUGAACCCAGAGAUUGUGAAGAGGAGGAGCUCCUAGAUCUCCUGAAAAAAGACCUACCUCCACUUAUCAAGAAGUUUGAGAUCUACGAGUUCCGCUUUUCGGAUUUUAACUGCACAGAGAUGGAACUGGUGAAGUGCGGGGUCCAGAUGUACUAUGAGGUCGGGGUGGUCAAGAAGUUCCAGGUCCCUCAAGAGGCGCUGGUCCGGUUCAUGUACUCGCUCAGUAAAGGCUACAGAAAAAUCACCUACCACAACUGGCGUCAUGGCUUCAACGUGGGACAAACCAUGUUCACACUCUUAACAACGGGAAUGCUGAAACGGUACUACACUGACUUGGAGGUAAUGGCCAUGAUAACUGCAGGCUUCCUCCAUGAUCUGGAUCACAGAGGGACCAACAACUUGUACCAAGUCAAAUCUGCCAACCCUCUGGCCAAGCUACAUGGCUCCUCCAUCUUGGAACGACACCAUCUGGAGAUGGGAAAGUUCCUCUUGGCUGACGAGUCACUGAAUAUCUACCAGAACCUUAACAGGCGACAGGUAGACCAUGUGAUUCAUCUAACGGACAUUGCCAUCAUUGCCACCGACCUGGCUCUUUAUUUCAAGAAAAGAACGAUGUUCCAGAAGAUCGUAGAUCUUUCACACACAUAUGAGGAUGAAAAGAAGUGGGUCGACUUCAUGUCUCUAGAAACUACCAGAAAAGAAAUCCUCAUGGCUAUGAUGAUGACCGCAUGUGACUUGUCAGCCAUCACCAAGCCUUGGGAGGUGCAGAGCAAGGUUGCCUUGUCUGUAGCAGCAGAGUUUUGGGAGCAAGGUGACCUGGAGAGGACAGUACUGGAACAAGAACCUAUUCCCAUGAUGGACAGGAAGAAGUCAGCAGAACUUCCAAAGCUACAGUGUGGUUUCAUUGACUUUGUCUGCACGUUUGUCUAUAAGGAGUUUUCUCGCUUCCACCCACAAAUCCAGCCCAUGCUGGAUGGCAUCCUAAAUAACAGGAAGGAGUGGAAUAAUAAAAAAGUAGAGUAUGAGGCUACUCUCAAAGCCCUAGAGGAUGAGAAGGCCGCUAAAGAGCCCAGUAAAGCUCCUGCAAACAACAGUGGUGGAGGCUCCAAGACCUGCUCGGUGUGCUAACAGGUCAAAAACCUGUGCACAUGAUGGGAGUGCACAUCUCAUCGCCAAGGAAAAACUGCUGAUAAAGUCAGGAAGGAUAAGUGAGUGAAUGCACAGCGGGGAUGUAUUUUUUCAGAAAAAACCCGAAUGAGGAGAGAAACCUCACCAAGGAAAAAUGUAACUUUAAGUGACGCUAACCAGGUGAGCCAAACAAAUGAAUUCAGAGCAAGGCAGGACACCACAUCUGGGAAAAACAUCACUGAGGAACAACAAAAACAAUCAUGACUACUUCUAUUUUAAUUAAAUAUGAAUCCAGAGUAAAGGGGAUUUUUGAAUAUUAGGUUAACACUCAUCAUACAGUGUCAGCUUCCUUGUUAGUUCAGAUGGUGCAGAGAUGCUGUGUGUGCUUGUUGUGGGACAAACUUUUACAUUUAUUGUUAUUGUUUCUUUAAUGUAAAAAUGAGAGGAUAACAUGUGUACAUAUAUCUGCGUAGUAAGUGAUACCCAUGCACAGUAUUUGUAAUAUGUAAGAGUAAACAAAUUAUACAAGUAAUUCUUUGCUGCAGAUUGUAUAUCGUGUUUGGAGCUCUGUUUUCAAACAUACUGUACAGUAUAAUUGUACAUUAAUGUAAUAUUUAUUUAGGGGUUCAGAAUGUAAAUUCAGAUGAUGGGUAGAUAGAAGUAUAAUUAAACUGCUGUACAUAUAUUUCAAAAUGAUCAUUUCAUGUUCACUCCUUCCAGUCACUUCCAUUUACAAAUGAGAGUUUGUUUACCUUGAUUGCAGAGAGCCAAAGUUAGAUGACAAGCUUGAGAUUGCUGCAGUAAAAAAAUAAAAAUCACAUUUGUAGAGAGUAUGGUUACUUUUUAUGAAUAUAAAGGCAGUGGCAUAGAAAUGUAGCUUUACUCUCCACAAACAAGCCUGUAGUUGCUUAAUCACGAUGCCUUCACACGUUACAUGUCGAGAGAGUAGCAGAUAAUGUUAAAAUUACAAAUGAGAGUAUGUUGAAAAUCUGGGAAUUAGUUGGUUCCAGAUCAGAUUAAUUUGACUAUGAACUGACUGAUUGGACCUCAAAGGUAAUUCCAACUUGUUUAGCAUAAUAUGGUAGCAGGAGCAACCAUCUCUCUCCAAUUGCAGCAAAAAGUUACCGCUUAUUAAUCUCUGAGGGGAAAUUCAUCUUCUGUAAUUGACCCAUCCUAAAUAGGAGCAGGGAUCAGCCCUAGUGCAGGACUAAUAGAUUGAUGAA
Messenger RNA from Cottoperca gobio, 4071 nucleotides. It is a transcript of the gene pde6b, whose product is annotated as phosphodiesterase 6B, cGMP-specific, rod, beta. Gene Ontology annotation, biological process: signal transduction. NCBI's taxonomy places the organism in Eukaryota, Metazoa, Chordata, Actinopteri, Perciformes, Bovichtidae. The coding region runs from base 296 to 2848 and encodes 850 amino acids. The record is from RefSeq and is a predicted model, not a curated record. The transcript is spliced from 25 exons. Gene Ontology annotation, molecular function: protein binding; 3',5'-cyclic-nucleotide phosphodiesterase activity.